Messenger RNA from Chaetomium fimeti, 990 nucleotides. RefSeq lists its product as uncharacterized. Gene Ontology annotation, cellular component: MICOS complex; mitochondrial crista junction. Bases 1 to 990 code for a protein of 329 amino acids. Lineage: Eukaryota; Fungi; Ascomycota; Sordariomycetes; Sordariales; Chaetomiaceae. The record is from RefSeq and is a predicted model, not a curated record. The transcript has 2 exons. Gene Ontology annotation, biological process: cristae formation.
AUGGGUUUCGCCGCCGGCUUCGCAGGCGGCGUAACGCUAACCCUCUCCCUCACCUACCUCGCCCUCCUCACCCACUCCCACAACCGCCAAGCCCAAUCCGCCGUGCUCCGAUCCCAAGCCUCGACCCUCGACAUCCUCAUCCCGCCCGACGUCGACACGACCCUCCCGCGCGCAGCACGGCGACGCAACGCAUCCGCCGCCCUGCCCGACGGCACCUACCGGCCGCGCGCCACCCUCGAGCAACAGCACCAACACCAACAACACCACACCGGCAUCGGCCCCGGCGCGUCGUUCGUCGACGCCGCCAAGACCAGGUGGAACAGCGAGGUGCUGGCCGCCGUGCACUGGGCGCAGGGCAAGGACUGGGCGCGCGCGAGGGAGCGCGCCGAGGACGGCGUCGCGGGACUGUUUGGCGUGCGCCUCUCGCGCGAGCCCGUGCAGGUCGAGGAGGUCGUGUUUGUGCCGUCACCGGCUCCGACCGCGCCUGCGCCGCGGGAGGGGCAGCAGCAGGUUGGGGGCGCUAGGUUUGGGGAAACUGGGGUUGGGGGUGGGGUGCAGCAGCAGCAAAAUCUGCUGCAGCAGCAUGAGGGGGUGGGGCAGCACAAGGUGAGUGACGCGCUGCAUCGGGCGGGGGAUACCUCGGUUGUGGUUGCGAAGGCGAUGCGGGAUGAGGCGAAGGAAGUCGUGGCUGAGGCCAGGGAGGUCGUGGCGACGGGGGUGCAUGAGGCUAGGGGGGCGGUUGGGAGGGGGGUGGAAAAGGCGCAUGAUAUGGUGGAGAGGACGAAGGCGGCUGCUCAUCUGGCGGAAGAGAGGGCUGAGGCAAAGGUAGACGCGAAGUUGCUGCACAUGUCGGACAUUGAGAAGGCGCUCGCGGAGAGGUAUGACAGCGCUCGGCGGGAGGAGCAGCUGAAAAGGAGUGUGGACGAGGUCUUGAAGGAGAGGUAUUCCCCGGCGGAGAAGAAAAACAACUCGCAAUUGAGGAGGGGAUAG